This is a messenger RNA of Saccharomyces paradoxus, 486 nucleotides long. It is a transcript of the gene LTP1, whose product is annotated as tyrosine protein phosphatase LTP1. Gene Ontology annotation, biological process: protein dephosphorylation. The record is from RefSeq and is a predicted model, not a curated record. NCBI's taxonomy places the organism in Eukaryota, Fungi, Ascomycota, Saccharomycetes, Saccharomycetales, Saccharomycetaceae. Gene Ontology annotation, molecular function: protein tyrosine phosphatase activity. The transcript has a single exon. The coding region runs from base 1 to 486 and encodes 161 amino acids.
AUGACUAUUGAAAAACCAAAAAGAUCAGUCGCAUUUAUCUGUUUGGGUAACUUCUGUAGAUCGCCAAUGGCCGAAGCAAUCUUCAAACAUGAAGUCGAAAAGGCUAAUCUAGGAAGUCGCUUUGACAAGAUUGAUUCAUUUGGUACCUCUAAUUACCAUGUGGGAGAAAACCCCGAUCACCGUACGGUAUCCAUUUGUAAGCAACAUGGCGUUAAGAUCAACCAUAAAGGGAAAAAAAUAAAGACCAAACAUUUCGAUGAAUAUGAUUAUAUAAUUGGUAUGGAUGAAUCUAACAUUAAUAACCUAAGAAAAAUACAACCCGAGGGUUCUAGAGCUAAGGUUUGCCUUUUCGGUGAUUGGAACACUAAUGAUGGGACUGUGCAGACCAUUAUAGAAGAUCCUUGGUAUGGUGACAUACAAGAUUUCGAGUACAACUUCAAACAAAUUACCUAUUUCUCCAAGCAGUUUUUAGAAAAGGAGUUAUAA